AUGUGCACCACAGACGUCUACACCGACGUCUACCCAGACGGCCGUCGCAGCGAGUACCAAACACCAAACCUCUGCUCCCACUCUCGCAACGGCCGCCUCUGCGGCAACCCAGUCGUCUACAACCACCCGCCCCGCUCCGUCGGCUAUCCCACACAAAUGGCUAGCUACCCUGCUCAAUACCCUCAGCAACUGCCUCCCUCGCCGCCAAUGUCCUCACCUCGCGGCCAGUCUGCUGAGUCUCCCCGGCCCCGCACCAGCUCCUCCUCCAGCGACAGGAAGCGUCGAGCAUCGGGUAUCUACGUCAACGGCCAGAGGGUCCUCGACUUGAACCGCAAGAACCGCUCUCGCGCCGAGCGCAUUGUCAUUGUCGACUCUCCUCCCACCCCGCGCACACCACCCAAGCAGUUCUCCACGCCUUACACCGCGCCGCCCUCCCCCAACGCUGGCGACGAGCCUCACUUCCGCUACAGCCACGUCCCUCGCGGCUCCCACAAUCUCCGCCCCGUCAUUGUAGACGAGCGCCCGCGACCUCCCAAGGUUGAGAUUGAGGUUAUCGACGGCGGCCACCGCCGCCAUCGCUCUCAGGACUCUAAGCACAGCCACUCCAGCGCUGAGGACGAGGAGCGCCGACGCCGACGUAAAGAUAAGGAGCGCAAGGAACGUGAGGAUCGCGAGGAGCGUGAGCGUGCGGCCGAGGAGGCGGAGCGAAGGCAGCGCAUUCUCGAGCGCAUCGAUGCCCAGAACGAGAAGAUCUCCCGUCGCCCGGCCGUCCCCGUUCCUCCUGCCCCGUUCAAGCGCUCCUCGACCGGCUACGCCAACGUUCCCUUGUCUUCGGACCAGGAACUUGUUGACGCUGUCCGCCGGUUGGAGAUCAACGAGCGCCUCGCUUCUGAGCGUCGUGCCCGCGAGCAGCGCGAGCGCGAGGAGGAGGACGAGGCCCAGCGCCGCCGCUUGAUGGAGCGAAUGAUGCCUCGCCGGAGGGCCACUGUGGGUCCCGGCAGCCGGCGCCACCGGGUCCUCUACGAUGAUGGUCUGUACCGUUGGGAGUAA
Colletotrichum chrysophilum is the source of this 1050-nucleotide messenger RNA. RefSeq lists its product as uncharacterized. The coding region runs from base 1 to 1050 and encodes 349 amino acids. NCBI's taxonomy places the organism in Eukaryota, Fungi, Ascomycota, Sordariomycetes, Glomerellales, Glomerellaceae. The transcript has a single exon. The record is from RefSeq and is a predicted model, not a curated record.